Messenger RNA from Pristis pectinata (smalltooth sawfish), 1539 nucleotides. RefSeq names its product pancreatic alpha-amylase-like. The transcript is spliced from 10 exons. Gene Ontology annotation, molecular function: alpha-amylase activity; cation binding. The coding region runs from base 1 to 1539 and encodes 512 amino acids. Gene Ontology annotation, biological process: carbohydrate metabolic process. NCBI's taxonomy places the organism in Eukaryota, Metazoa, Chordata, Chondrichthyes, Rhinopristiformes, Pristidae. The record is from RefSeq and is a predicted model, not a curated record.
AUGUGGGCUGCGGUUCUGCUGGCCUGUCUCUCCGGCUGCUGGGCUCAGUACGACCCCCACACCGAGCCCAAGAGGACAUCCAUUGUGCACUUGUUUGAGUGGCGCUGGGCUGAUGUGGCAGCUGAGUGCGAGCGCUAUUUGGCUCCCCAUGGAUUUGGCGCAGUUCAGAUUUCUCCGCCCAAUGAACACAUCGUCCUGAACCAACCCUGGAGACCCUGGUGGGAGCGAUACCAGCCGAUCAGCUACAAGCUCUGCUCCAGGUCUGGUACGGAGGAGGAAUUCCGGGACAUGGUGACCAGGUGUAACAAUGUCGGUGUGCGGAUCUACGCGGACGUGGUCAUCAACCACAUGUGUGGGGCAUCGGGCGGAUCAGGGAACCACUCAUCCUGUGGGACCUACUUCAACGCCGGGGCCGAGGACUUCCCAGGAGUUCCCUACUCUUCCUGGGAUUUCAACGACGGCAAGUGUCACACUGCGAGUGGGAACAUCGAGAACUACAAUGACGUCAACCAGGUCCGGGACUGCCGCCUGGUCAGCCUGCUGGACCUGGCGCUGCAGAAGGAGUACGUGCGGGGGAAGAUCGCCGAGUACCUGAACCACCUCCUGGCGCUGGGCGUGGCUGGCUUCCGUGUGGACGCCUGCAAACACAUGUGGCCCGGAGACAUGGCCGCCAUCUUCAGUCAGCUGACCACCCUCAACACUCGCUGGUUCAGCCCAGGCACCAAACCUUUCAUCUACCAGGAGGUUAUUGAUCUGGGGGGAGAGCCCAUCAAAUCCUCGCAGUAUUUCAGGCUGGGACGAGUCACCGAGUUCAAGUACGGGGCCAAAUUAGGCACAGUGGUUCGCCGGUGGAACGGUGAGAAAAUGGCUUACCUCAGGAACUGGGGUGAGGGCUGGGCUUUCAUGCCCUCAGACCGGGCACUGGUGUUUGUGGAUAAUCACGACAACCAGCGAGGCCAGGGUGCUGGAGGGGCGUCCAUCCUCACCUUCUGGGACCCCAGGUUAUACAAGGUGGCAGUGGCCUUCAUGCUUGCUCAUCCAUAUGGACAGACCAGGAUCAUGUCCAGUUAUCGCUGGGAUCGCAAGUUUGUGAACGGGAAGGACGUGAACGACUGGGUGGGACCACCCAGUUACCCAGACGGGACGACCAAACCCGUCACCCUGAGACCCGACACGACCUGCGGCAAUGGCUGGGUGUGUGAGCACCGCUGGAGGCAGAUCAGGAACAUGGCCAUCUUCCGGAACGUGGUGGGUGAGGAGCCCCUGAUGAACUGGUGGGACAAUGGGAGGAAUCAGAUCGCGUUUGGCCGGGGAGCGCGGGGCUUCAUCGCCAUCAACAACGACGACUGGAACAUGGCGAUGACGUUACAGACCGGGCUGCCUCCUGGCACUUACUGCGACGUGAUCUCCGGACAGAAGGAGGGAGAUCACUGCACGGGACUGCAGCUCACCGUCAAUGCAUGCGGCAACGCAGUCUUCCAGAUCAGCAGCUCGGCCCAGGACCCAAUGGUGGCCAUCCACGUGAGGGACAAACUGUAA